GCCUUGUUCCCAACAGCAGCCCGCCUCUCAACAACACCCGCGACCACUGUUUCGUUGCUUCCUCCACCCCCCACCGCCCAUUGACACCCAAUAAUUCUCCCGGGCUAGUCCUCGCUCCCGUCACUACACCAUGGCCACCACCGCCCGCCCUCAGAACCCCGUCCUCAAGCGGAACAUCACCACCGACUCGGCCAUUUCCUCGUCGGCGCCCUCUGCGAGUGCCUCGCCUUUCGACUCGCCGACUGGAUCGGCCUCCAACACGUCGCUCUCCUCGCUUGGCUCCGACGACAAUGUCAACGUCAAGAACACGCGCGGGACGCUGCUUGACGGCUACGGCAACGAAUUCCAGAUUCCCGACUACACCAUCAAGGACAUCCGCGAUGCCAUUCCCAAGCACUGCUUCGAGCGCUCCGGCCUCCGUGGUCUUGGCUACGUUGCCCGCGACAUCGCCUGCCUGGCCGCCACUUUCUACCUCUUCCACAACUACGUGACCCCCGAGACCAUUGCGUCCAAGCCUCUCAGGGCUGCCCUGUGGGCUGGCUACACUGUGAUCCAGGGCUUGUUCGGAACCGGUCUCUGGGUCAUGGCCCACGAGUGCGGCCACCAGUCCUUCUCGCCCUCCAAGGUGCUGAACGACACGGUAGGCUUCAUCGCCCACACUGCUCUUCUUGUGCCCUACUUCUCCUGGAAGAUCUCCCACGGCAAGCACCACAAGGCCACCGGCCACAUGGAGCGCGACAUGGUUUUUGUUCCUAAGACGAGGGAGCAGUAUGCUUCGCGCGUCGGCAAGUUUGCCCACGAGCUCCACGAGCUGACUGAGGAGACUCCGAUUGCGACGCUUAUCCACUCGGUGUUGCAGCAGCUCGGCGGCUGGCCCAUGUACCUCAUUGCCAACGUCACCGGCCACAACUACCACGAGAGGCAGCACGAGGGCAAGGGCAAGGGCAAGAAGAACGGUUUCUUCGGCGGCGUCAACCACUUCAACCCUGCCAGCCCUCUGUACGAGAAGAAGGACGAGCACUUGAUCCUCGCUAGCGACGUCGGUCUCGCCGUCGUCAUCGGAACUCUCUGGUACAUCGGCAAGACUUUCGGAUUCUCGAACCUUUUCGUCUGGUACAUCAUGCCGUACCUCUGGGUGAACCACUGGCUUGUUGCCAUCACCUUCCUCCAGCACACCGACCCUACUCUUCCUCACUACGACGCUCAGACCUGGACCUACACCCGUGGCGCCGCUGCCACCAUUGACCGCGAGUUCGGCUUCGUUGGCCGCACGCUCCUGCACGGCAUCAUCGAGACCCACGUUCUCCACCACUACGUCUCCACGAUCCCCUUCUACCACGCCGACGAGGCCACCGAUGCCAUAAAGAAGGUUAUGGGCCGCCACUACCGUUCCGAUACCGAGGGUGGCUCUCUGGGCUUCCUCCAGGCCAUGUGGAAGAGCGCACGCUGGUGCCACUGGGUCGAGCCCAGCGAAGGUGCUCAGGGCGAGGGCAAGGGCGUCCUUUUCUUCCGCAAUCGCAACGGCCUCGGCACUGCGCCCGUCAAGAUGUCCGCCCCCGUCGCGAAGCCGACUGCUGGCAAGACCGCUAAGAUGCAGAUUGGCGCCGAUAGCGACAACGAGUGAAGCUCCGACACGAUGUUACGAUCCUGAUCACGGCGACGGGCUGCGGGGUUGGACGCGGCUUUGCAUCGAAGGAGUUUGGUUCGACCUGCGCACGCUGGCACAGCGGGCAGGAUAAUACUUGAUCGAGAGUGGAUUUUUCCCCGUUCGACUCUUUUUUCCUUUCUGGAUAGACUACUAUAUCCUUGCUGU
This is a messenger RNA of Paraphaeosphaeria sporulosa, 1813 nucleotides long. RefSeq lists its product as uncharacterized. The record is from RefSeq and is a predicted model, not a curated record. Bases 131 to 1624 code for a protein of 497 amino acids. Lineage: Eukaryota; Fungi; Ascomycota; Dothideomycetes; Pleosporales; Didymosphaeriaceae. The transcript has 2 exons. Gene Ontology annotation, molecular function: oxidoreductase activity. Gene Ontology annotation, biological process: lipid metabolic process.